AUGGCUAAUGGUGUCGGCUUCUACUCGAAAAGCAUGCACCAUUACCAGCAAGCGUGCCGAGAGAACCCAGAGUUGUCGAUCAACGACGAAAAGUUUCAGCAGAGGAUUAAGACCAUGGUGCAGGACUUCAACUCUCUUAGGGGUGGAGAAGGUAAUAGCAGCACCCUUGUUCCUUCCUUUGAUAUCAUAAAGGAGGCGACCAUAUGCAUACGCGAGAAUAACAAGAAAUGUGCUGACGAGAUAUUGGCCUACAACCAAGACUUAGGAGUCAGCACCCAAAUCCUCCCAAUGGUCUCGAGCUACUUCGAGCUUUGCCAAACGACACGGGAUGUCUUACUUAGGUUGCAGGUACAUCUUUGUUGCACCAUAAACAAACUGAUGGCGUUCCGUGGUGACCGGCCUGUGGAUGAGAAGGUGAGGGAAGCAGUCACAUGCGCCGAGGGUGCCGUGGACUGCUUCUUUCUCUCGCUUUCCGGUCUGAACCAGAAGCACGUCCAAAUGCUCCACAAGCUGCAGCAGGUGAGGGAUGAGGAAAUGCUAACCAGAGCAGGGAGGGCGACGAACCCAAAGAUUCGAAGAGUAAUCAGGAUCAUGCUCUGGACUGUGUUCACCGGUGUCGUGAUCUUGUCGAUAUUGGCAGCAUUCCCACAUGCACCCCAAGUUCUGGCAGCGCUCUCGAUGGCGGUCAACAGCAUAUACGGUUGUGGUCCUUUCGUCAAAUGGGUGGAAGGUUUUUGGGCUACAACCAAGGAAAUAGAAGGGGUGGACACGAGGGAGAAGAGAAUCAUUGUGAUUCGAGAACUGGAGGACAUCAAACUUUUAAUGGUAUGCAAUAGGGAAAGUCAAAGCUGUGUUGAAGACACUGGCUGA
Molecule: messenger RNA, 870 nt
Organism: Nymphaea colorata (pocket water lily)
Lineage: Eukaryota; Viridiplantae; Streptophyta; Magnoliopsida; Nymphaeales; Nymphaeaceae
Product: UPF0496 protein At4g34320-like
Exons: 1
Coding region: 1-870 (289 amino acids)
Source: RefSeq, a predicted model, not a curated record